This is a messenger RNA of Saccostrea echinata, 4931 nucleotides long. RefSeq lists its product as uncharacterized. The coding region runs from base 239 to 1549 and encodes 436 amino acids. The record is from RefSeq and is a predicted model, not a curated record. NCBI's taxonomy places the organism in Eukaryota, Metazoa, Mollusca, Bivalvia, Ostreida, Ostreidae. The transcript is spliced from 6 exons.
AGGUUUUAUACUGCAGCAGUGACCCAAGUCAGCAGCUGUUUAGGGGGUUUAUCUGUAUCAAUCUCUGAGUAAUAUCUCCCUCUUUCUUUUCACAGGCAUUGGUGUAGGACCUUAUCUUACAACACAAACAAAGCUUUUGAUGUGAAAACUAGGAGCAAAGGCAAGCUGCUAUUUUAAAUGAGAAAUUAAACGUUUUUGUGAGCUCGUUCAUCACCAAUGACUUUAUGACACAGGUUCAAUGGGGGCAUGUUAUUCAAAGUCAGGUCAUGAUGUAGACAAUGCCAAGAAGAAGUCCCCACAUAACAAGAAGCACAAAAAUGGAAUCGCUGUGACCAUUGAGUACAGUCCUGUCAGAUCACCAAAUCACGAUGAAGAUAGACUGUCUAUUUAUGACAAUGAAAGUGAAAAAGAGGACAAAAUUGUCAUAGAAUCAAAUGGAAAUGUUGAAGGACAGUGCUGUUCUAAAGUGGCCAAGGACAAAGAAAAGGUUGUGCCUGGUAAUGAGGGUGAAAAUAGUGUGAAAUGUGACCUAGUGACCUCAAAAGAGAGAUCAGAUGAGGUCAUAACCUCAGAUUUAAAAGUGACAGAGAAAGUUGUGUCAGCAUCAGAUAGUGGAAUAGAGAGUCUACCAGCUCAGGAAUCACGUCACUCUAGUCAAACAUUUUGUGAUAAAACCAAGCCAUAUCAAAACAGUGAUGAGGAUGAAACUCUAGCUAGCCCCAAAAACGAGAUUCAUGACAGUCACGGUGAGUUUACUGCUCCUUCAAGAAGCAGACCUUAUCGUUUUUCUGAUAUUAUCUAUCUCAAGUCCAGUCUAAAGAAACCAGGGAGACCCUCUGGUAGAUACAGUCGACUGUCCUGUAAGUCUACGGACAGUUUAGACUGGACAGCUACACUGAUAAAUAGCCUGGACCGGUGUCGAAGUGAAGCCUCAGAAUUUUUUUGUGAAGACUUUAACAUAUCAGCUCCUCUUGCUGCAUUUGAUUCAGUAGAUUUUAUGAGCAGUGCAGGGUCUCUUCUGCGGAACAGAUUAAGUAGAGCUAGCAUUGUUGACUAUAAUAAUGAUACAUUUCAAUUUCAAUUUGAUUUUUCUGGAAUAGAAGCCGAAGAAGCCGAGGCGAGCUCAGUACCGAUAACAUCAGAAUCGCUACCAUGCUCGCCUGUUCGUCAAAAUACGGUCAGUCCAGAUGGUGUGAAUCUGGAACUGGCCGGCUCAAAAAGAGCCUCGCAGGAGCUCAGGCCAAAGUCCAUCAUGAAAGUAAGAUUUGAUUCAGAAGCUAGUUUAGAGUUGACCUCCACAUUUCCAAGGUUAGAGGAAGUGAAGACAAUGCAAAUAGAUGGGAAAGAUGUUGUAGUCAUUGAUGUGGAAACUUAUGUACAUAUCAUGGAGGAGCUUGCCAUGCUCAAGAUGAAGCUCAGUCAGCUUACAGACUUCUUACAGGAACAAGACUUGCUGCAGCUGGAUUCUUCAAAAGAGAGGGCUGAUAUAUCAAGUUUGAACCAGUCUAUAGAAGACCUAAUGGACACAGCUUCUUUGAAGAAACCUUAACAACGGUGUAAUUCUUCGAGGGAAAAGUCAUUCCAUUAUAAACCUCAUGAAUCAUUCAGCAUCAUACAGCUUGAAGUGGAAAGGAUCCGUCCUAUAGAAGUGCUAAUGGAAAGCUGAACUUCUUUUCUCCCUGAUAGGUUCAGAUCUUUAUGAAUUUCAGUAUUUGGAUGCAGAUAAGAGACUUUCUAAAUUGAUGAGCAGCAGGCCAUCUACCUGUAUUAUGUUAAAAUUAGGGAUUUAUUUUGUGUUCCCUUCUGAUUAUUAACCCAGAAAUUUUAUUUUUAUUUUUUUUUAACUUAAAGAAACAAACAUAAAAAGAAACACAGUAUCACAUAUAUUCAUUCAGCAGAUGAUUUUUAUUUUAAAUAUUUUAUUUUUUGUUAACACAGAAUGUGGCCAGGAAUAAUUUUGCAUACAUUUCUCAAAAAUUCUGACUAAUAGUGUUCUUUGUCUUGUUACUAUAUAUCAUGUAUAUGAGAGCACAGUUUUAUUACAGUUUCAGUAGGUUGGUAUAUGCACUUGACUAAGGUUGUAGAUGGGAAAAAAAUCAGAGCUGUGAUUUAAUUCUAAUAUUUAAAGAUGACUGCAUAUUUUGUUGUCAUGUCAUAUUAAAGACUUACAAUGUGUGGAAGGUAUUAGACUCUAAAACACUUGUGGAGAGUGAAUAAAAAAAAAAUUAGUAUGAUUUCCAGUACAUUAAUAUAUGAAUAGAUUAUUUUUAGCUUAAAGAGAAUUGAUGAACAAUCAUGGCAAGCAUUCCUAAUUGCAUAUAUAGUGUAACUAAGGUCUUUUUAUAGCUUUAUCUUUUAUUGUGUUUGUUAGUAAAUUUUAAAUAUUGUGUAGUUUCUAUUCUGUUGUAAAAGGGUAAAUUUUCAGAUAUUAAUAAAUCCGAAAUCAGGAUCUAGGCUUAGUACUUUUUAAAUUUAUAGUUAGGUACAUAAGUUAGUCCACAGCACAGUUAGAUCUAGUCACAAAAAAAGAUAUAUCCGAGAAAAUGAUAUUUAUUUACAUAAAUGAAUGAUUUUUAAAGAACCUAAUCGAUUAGAUUUAUAAGGUAUAUAACAAAAAAAUAGGAUACUAUAUAAUGAAAUGCAUUUAGGAGGAGAUAACUCUCCAAGUUGCUUCCUUGGUGUUUUAUAAAUAUACUAUAGUUUAAGGUUUAAAAGGAGUAUUAAUUUAUUUGUUUUAGCAUUGUUAGUUAUCAUUUUGUGUUUUUAAUAUGCAGAAUUUAGCUUUUUGUUCUCUCUUUGCAUAGUUAAAGUGUGACGUUGGUGCAUACCUCUCUUUCAAAACGCAAUUUCAUCAUGUGUUCAUAAUUAGUGCAAGUACUGUGUAGUAAAAUAUUUUUCCACUAUUCACUAUUUUGUCAUUACUAUGUUAAUUCUUUUUUUUUGCUAAUAAUAAUCAUGCAUUAUAAAUUUAAAACAGAGACUUUCAAACAGAACUUAAUACUAAGUAAGUCGUGAUAUAUAACGGAACUCUAACACUACCAUUGAAAUCACAACACAAUUUUGCAUUGAUAGAAGUAAAUCAAAAUUAAAUGAAAUGUACAUACAAGGAAAUAUAUAUUCUCACAUGCUUAAUUACCAUCCUUUUUUCUUUUGUUUAAACAUUAUAUUGCUUUAUUUACCCUUUAUGUUAUAUACAGUGUACCAGUGAAGAUUCAGUCCAUAUCUCUAAACUAUAUGAAAAGUACAUGUGAUUCUAUAUAUUUUUUAGGUGAUUUUUCUUUUAAAUUUUAACAAAAGUAAUGUACAUGGAGACUGAAAAUAAUUUGUUGAAUUUUAGGGUUUUUUUUUAAGAAGUCAUAUAAUUUCUCUCAGACUAUCACAUAGCUCUGUAACAAGUAAAGAGCAUAAAUAAUUUGAUAAUUUGGUACAGUAUAAUACCCAAGUACAUGUAAAUGUUAUUUUGUUUUUUAUUCAAAAUGUAGUGCUAAUGCUGACCAUACUCAUAGCACAGUUAUUAAUUGAUGCCAUAGGUUUCAGUACAUGUACAGCUUUAAGUCUUUGACUAGACAGUAAUUGUGAAAUAACAUACUACAUAUAUCUACUUUCCCUAAGAUGCCAAAACAUAACAGAAAAGUUGAGGAUGUGUCAUAGUGCAUGUAUAUAAAUUUCUGUAAAUCACAAGAAUUGAACCAAAAGUCAGUCCCUGAAUGGGAACAAUUUUAAUUCACUGGCUGUUACUUUGCAGAUUUCUUUUCAUACAAAAUUAUUCACCCCACUACCCCUCCAAAUAUCAUCUCUUGUAAAGAUGUGGUCACUUAUUGAAUGUAUUGUAAUUCAUCCAAGAUGGGAUUUUUUCAGCUCUUCUGAGCUCAAAGAGGUAAUACUUUGGCCAUUUGUGUUGUGUGUCAACUUCUUGGAAUAUUGGCCAUAUCUCAAGAACCCCUUGAUCAAUAAUUGUCAAUUUGUCACAGAGUAUCAUUGGCCCAGAGGGAUUUCAGAGUUUGUUAACCAAAAAGGAGGUGACCUAAUUUUGGAAUUUCACAGCUAUAUCUAAAUAUUUUGGAUGAUAAGAGGCUUAGAAUCACAAAAUUUUGUCAGAUGAUGCAUCUUGGGUUCUUGGAGUAUUUCGACCUAAAAGUAGGUCAUGAUGACCUACUUUUGAAAUUUUAUGGCUAUACUGAAAUACUUGAGUAUUUCUUAUUCUAACUGGCUUAGAAUCAUCAAAUUUUGAUAGUUGUCAACUAAAAAGUAGGCCACAGUGACCUACUUUUGGAAUUUCAAGGUUUUAUCUAAAUAUUUCAAAUAAAAAGAGGCUUAGAAUCAUUAAAUUUUGUCAGUUGAUGCAUCAUGGGUUCUCAGAGUGUGUUAACCAAUAACCAAUAUGUAGGUCACAGUGACCUACUUUUGGAAUUUCAAGGCUUUAUCUAAAUAUUUCAAAUAAUAAGAGGCUUUGAAUCAUCAAACUUUGUCAGUUAAUGCAUCUUGGGUUCUCACAGUGUGUUAACCAAAACGUAGGUCACAGUGACCUACUUUUGGAAUUUCAUGCUUUAUCUAAAGAUAUAGGAUACUAAGAGGCUUAGAAGUUAUAGGGUUGUACAAUUUAUCAGAAGAGCGAUUCUAGGCCAUUAGGCCACUUGUUUAUUCCUUGUUUUCAAUUUAUAUUGUAACAAAUAACAGCUACAUUUUUGUACUGGUUCAAUUUUUUUUCACUGCAUGGGUAUUCUUUUUUUAAAAAAAUCUCUGAAUAUUAAAACACAGCACAAUGUAUACAGAAAAGUGGUGUGUAAAAAAAAAAAUGAAGUUACAACUUCAAUGCUUGUCAGUCUUAUUUUUUAAUGAAAUCUGGAAGAGAAAUUAUUAUACAAGCAUUUUUAUAGAAAUUUUAUGUUUUAUUUUGGAAUAGAUAAAAUAAAGUAUUGUUUUAUUUCUGA